CGCAAAGUGUCAGAUGUUCAAAUGUUAAAUUGUUACCAGUAGCAGGACUUGCGAUAUAGCGUGCAUGUACGACUUGUAGAGAUCUACACGAACAGGUGAUUUGCCGCCGACCAGGAGGUUUAGGACACUAUCCUUGUCUUCUACUUAAAGAAUAAUCAUUGUAAUACUUAAUAAGAGUGGUUUAAAUAAUCAUUGAUCGGAUAGAAAAGACAUACGCUGGUUUAACGGAAUUUAAAAAUCGAUAUGAGUACAAGUGUUGCCAAGAAAGAGGGUGGACCUCUUGGCCGAAAGCAAUCACUGAUGCCGGACGCGGCAGCCCGGAAGCAGUCCAUGAUCCCGCCGGACGCUAGACGUCCAUCCGUCAUUCCGCCAGACGCAAGAAAAGCAUCUUUUGAUCCGCAGCACGGCGCGGCCGGACGUCGGCCAUCAGUGAUGAUGAUGGACCACGCCAGAAGACCCUCUCAGGACCGGAAACAGUCCAUCGUGGAAUCGACCACGGGCCGGUCCACCAUGAUCAUGACGUCAGCACAUACACAUCGACCAAACGUUCGUUAUGAAAAUACGUAUAAAACGGAACCUGACGUCAAAUUCAGGAGUGCUGAGGUUAGAGACACUAUCAAGGACAUUUUUGAACGUGACCUUGGUUCCAUGGUGUAUGACAAGGAAAAAUGCAUAAGUUUAACUACAACAUUAUCAGAGAAAAUCAAACACCAAGUGAAGAUUCUAGGGUUUCCUCGGUAUAAGAUUGUGGUGGUAGUGGCUAUAGGACAGACUGAGACCCAUCCCUCCAUUGCAUUUACCAGUCGCUGCAUCUGGAAUCAAGGCACAGACAAUUUCUCAGAAUACACAUUCAAAAACGCAUCUCUGUACGCAGUUGGACUGGUAUAUGCGAUGUACAUGGACUAACGAAGGUGCUCUGUGAAAGGAUAGCAACGAAAUGAAAUGUGUUAUUUAAUUAUCGGCCAUAAUAUGUGUUAUUUUACAUAGAUAAUGUACACAAACACUUAAACAGUGCUGUGUCGCAUGAGUAUUGGAGCGACUGUAUAUAUCUUCAGUCCCAUGCAUCCCUUAAGCCUGUUGUAAAAGGUUUUAACAGAUUAUGGUUUGCCGUUGAAAAUGUCUAUAUAAUUGAGUUGUGUCUAUUUAUUUCCUAUUGGUGUGUCGAAUUUGUUGGAGAGACCCAUAAAUUCUUAUGUGAACUAUUAAUUGAAAUUGAAAGCUAUUGAAAUCUUUGAGUUGACAGGUUCUCUAGCUUUAAGCUUUUAAACAUUUUUCUUUCCUUCAUGUAAAAUUUUGGUCCACUUCAUUGAUCUGACAAUAUGCAACCCUUCCAUAUUGCCUGAAUGAACCUUUCUGAAUAACAGAGGGAAAAUCUAUAUCAUAUUAUUUGUUUUAUUCCUGCAAUAAAUAAAAUCAUAAAAAGAAAA
Messenger RNA from Saccostrea cuccullata (small rock oyster), 1427 nucleotides. RefSeq names its product dynein light chain Tctex-type 5-like. The transcript has a single exon. Gene Ontology annotation, cellular component: cytoplasmic dynein complex; cytoplasm. Gene Ontology annotation, biological process: microtubule-based movement. NCBI's taxonomy places the organism in Eukaryota, Metazoa, Mollusca, Bivalvia, Ostreida, Ostreidae. The record is from RefSeq and is a predicted model, not a curated record. The coding region runs from base 244 to 906 and encodes 220 amino acids. Gene Ontology annotation, molecular function: dynein intermediate chain binding.